Molecule: messenger RNA, 2224 nt
Organism: Acanthaster planci (crown-of-thorns starfish)
Lineage: Eukaryota; Metazoa; Echinodermata; Asteroidea; Valvatida; Acanthasteridae
Biological process (GO): double-strand break repair via homologous recombination; interstrand cross-link repair
Molecular function (GO): single-stranded DNA binding; double-stranded DNA binding
Source: RefSeq, a predicted model, not a curated record
AACGAAAGUUUUUUGUUUGAGAAACUCAUUUAAUGUUGGUUUGCGCGUGAAUUUUGUUGAUUGUUUUCACCCGCUCCAUGCUUUCACGCCUUGACGACGCUAUGGGGGCGCACUUCACAUAAGACUAGACGACCUUUGACACUGACAUCCGCGGGAAUUUCUAAAUACGACCUAGCGUUAUGCGUGUCAUUUCGACGCGACCAAUGUUUAUAAGUCUUUUCAUACAUUUUAACUGAAUUAAAAGGCUAUAUUCAGAAACGUGACAGGAAUUCAAUGUUGAUAGAAAUAUGUCUGAUGGUCGGAGAUCAUCGAGAGCCAAGAAAACAGUGAAGUAUUCAGGCUUCGAUGCUGAGGAUGACAGUGAUGAUGAUUUUGCUCGAUCGACGCCACCUCCCUCCAAAAGGACCAAACUGGAGAAGAAAGAUAAACAGUCCAAGACAAAGGCUGGUGUUCCUAAGACCACUGCGACAACAGAUGAUGGGAAUGUGACUGGUAGAGGUCCUAGAAAAGAACGGGUUCCUCUGGAUGAGAAGAUAUUUGACCGCGAGAUGCAGUUAGCUAUGGAGCUAUCCAGGCAGGAAUCUCAACCAUCUCAGGACAAACAGACAAAGGAACAAACAACAAACAAACAGACAGCUGGCAAGACCAAGAACGUGGAAGCCCAAAUACACACUGGGUCAACAGAGAAAACCACCCACGGUGACUGCUCUUCCAAAAAUGUCCCCUCAGAAGAUAAAGAGAACAUCUGUGUCAGGCCAGCCAAGCCAGCCGCUUCCUCCCCAGAUCCCUGUGAUGAGAUUGUUUUGGUGGAGACCUUGGACGAGGAUGAGGUUGUAUCGGGACGAAGGAAGAGGCAAGCUGCCAAGGCAGCCGUUGCUAAGCAACGGGAGAUGAUGAGUGAGGAGAGUGAUGGGAGAGACGAAGACGAAGAGGAUUUUAAAGCUGAGAGUGGAGAUGAUAGCAGUUCUGAUGAAUUUGAUGCUGAUGAUGCGGACAGUGACUAUGAAGAAUUUGCCUCGUCAAAGAGUAAGACAACGAAAACGAAAGGGAGGAGUCCAAGAUCCUCUGAGAGAGGCAAGAAGAGUGAUGCUGUAGGCAGAACAAAGAAGACGUCAGGUGACAAGAAAUCCAAGCCAGCAACAAAAGCUGCCAAAAGGACAGAUUCAACACCAAAGCCGUCAGUACUCAAGCCAUCGACUCCAGUCACACCCCUGGCUAAACAUCCACAGAAAACAGGCCACAUCAGAGGGUUCACGCCCCCAGCCACUACGAGAGAUAAGAACUCACAACCAACCAACCAGAGGGUGCUACAGUCGACGGCUGUUGUCAGAAAACCCGGGUGGUCCUCACCAAGCAAUGCCAGUGAAUCCAACCCUUUAGGAGGGGUCAAGUUAGUCUCUCCGAGUCAACCAAUACGACUUGGUCUUUCUAGAAACGUUCGGAUUAAGCCACUACACCCGAAUGCCAAGGUGCAUUAACGGCUUGUACCGAGACUAACUACUUUUGUGUACAUUUAAAACCUGCUUUGAAAAGUGAUUACAAAGCACCUUAAAAAGUGUCAUCUACAAUUCUCAAUUUGUAUAUGAAAAGGAAUUUGAUCAAUCUUCCAGAAAACUAAGGAAUGAAACAGAUGUUCUUUUCUUUUGUAGUAUGACCAAGUUUUACUGUUUGUAAGCUUCAUAUUUAUCAAUUUUGUACAAAGCACUUACUUUUUUAAAGUAUAGCUCAAGUUGACCAGUGUGACUCAUUUCCAUUUAACAUGAUUUGCACAUAAACAAGAACAAUUAUCUAAAAGGGUAGAUUUCUGUUCUUCUCUUAGACGUCCAAAAGUAAUUUUCAGGUCACUUAUAAUUUUAAACGUAAGAAUUUUUAAAAUAAAGAACCCACAAAGAACUUGGAUAUGACCAUUUUGGGGAGUUUUAGUGGAUGCAUUCUUGUUAUGCUAAGCACAGUUGUCUUCAAUCUGGGUGCGGCCUUCCCAAACUUCAAUUAUUUUGUCCCACCUGUUUGCAUUUUGUCUAACAAGCCUACAAUCUCUUUGAUUUAAAAGAUGUACCAUACUGAGCAUUUCAAAAAAUGUCUGACUCUCACAAUUCAGCUCCAUUAUCAUUAAAACUGUGAAAUGAAACCCUACUCUGAAUGUCCAAAUCUAUACCCCACUACUCAUCGAACAAAAUUGUAAGUUUAGCAGACUGAAUUAAAAUAAACCAUAAAAAGUGUUCAA